This is a messenger RNA of Manis pentadactyla (Chinese pangolin), 4789 nucleotides long. It is a transcript of the gene ZNF335, whose product is annotated as zinc finger protein 335. The transcript has 27 exons. Gene Ontology annotation, molecular function: RNA polymerase II cis-regulatory region sequence-specific DNA binding. Gene Ontology annotation, biological process: brain development; regulation of gene expression; positive regulation of neurogenesis. Gene Ontology annotation, cellular component: nucleus. The record is from RefSeq and is a predicted model, not a curated record. NCBI's taxonomy places the organism in Eukaryota, Metazoa, Chordata, Mammalia, Pholidota, Manidae. Bases 465 to 4502 code for a protein of 1345 amino acids.
CUCCGCAUGGGAACCACGGGAGCGGGGGAGCGAGCCACUGACCCAGGGGCCCUGCGGGCUGUACCACCGACCCUGCACCCGGGGGAACUCAGGGGGACCGAAGGGCUGAACCACUGGGCCCGGAUGGGGCCCUUAGAGCAAACCGCUCUGCGGGAAUCAAGGUUGGGAGGUGAAAAGGGUCAAGAUUACCGGCCAUUGACCACCUCCCUGGGACUGGAGAAGGGCCUGAAACUGGGAGGCCAGGCUUCUCGGUCCUGUUUUUCCGAAGCUCCACUCUCUCUACCCAAGAGAACCCUGCCCCGUCGGAGACUCAGUCUUUGCAUCCGCAAAAUGGGGACACGGGUGCAGCUGGUUGGGCCGUGGGUGCCAGGGCGGAGGCCCAUCUGUUCCAGCCCCCGUCACCUCUCCUCGCAGAGUGAAGCCUCCAGACCCUGCAUCCCCCUGUCUGGGGGCCGCCCGAGCCAAUGGAGGAGAACGAGGUGGAGAGCAGUAGCGACGCAGCCCCAGGGCCUGGGCGGCCCGAGGAACCCUCUGAGAGCGGCUUGGGUGUGGGCAGCUCGGAAGCCGUGUCUGCCGACAGCAGCGACGCCGCAGCCACCCCGGCGCCGGCGGAGGCUGAUGACUCCGGCGUGGGGCAAAGCUCGGACCGUGGCAGCAGCUCUCUGGAGGAGGUAUCUGAGAGCAGCUCGAGCACAGACACCCUGCCCCAUGGCUACCUCCCUGAUUCAUCAUCUGUGUCCCAUGGGCCAGUGGCAGGGGUGACAGGCGGUCCCCCAGCUCUGGUGCACUCCAGUGAACUCCCAGACCCCAACAUGGUGGUGUCUGACUGCACAGCUUCUUCCUCGGACCUGGGCUCGGCCAUUGACAAGAUCAUCGAGUCCACCAUCGGGCCGGACCUCAUCCAGAGCUGCAUCACCGUCACCAGUGCUGAGGAUGGUGGGGCCGAGACCGCACGGUACCUGAUCCUGCAGGGACCAGAUGAUGGUGCCCCCAUGACAUCACCAAUGUCCAGUUGCACCCUGGCUCAUAGCCUAGGAGCCAUUGAGGCCCUGGCCGAUGGCCCCACAUCCACAUCCACGUGCCUGGAGCCACCUGAGGAGGCGCUGGGUGGGUCCAGCUCGCCAGCGCACCCACCCCCACGCUCUGGGGCUGAGGAGCCAGACCUGCAGAGCCUGGAGGCCAUGAUGGAGGUGGUGGUGGUGCAGCAAUUCAAGUGCAAGAUGUGCCAGUACCGGAGCAGCACCAAGGCCACACUGUUGCGCCACAUGCGGGAGCGGCACUUCCGACCAGCAGCAGCUGGUAAGAAGGGACGUCUGAGAAAGUGGGGCGCCUCCACCAAGACCCAGGAGGAAGAGGGGCCAGAGGAGGAGGAAGAUGAUGACAUCGUAGAUGCAGGUGCCAUUGACGACCUGGAGGAGGACAGUGACUACAAUCCAGCUGAGGAUGAGCCUCGGGGUCGGCAGCUACGACCCCAGCGCCCGGCUCCCAGUACACUGAGACCCCGAAGGAGACCUGGCCGGCCUCGGAAGCUGCCUCGCUUGGAGGCCUCAGAUCUCCCAGAUGGUGUAGAAGGAGAGCCUCUAGUGAGUUCUCAGAGUGGACAGAGCCCUCCAGAGCCACAGGACCCCGAGGCACCUAGUUCCUCGGGCCCAGGGCACCUGGUUGCCCUGAGCAAGGCCAGUAGGGCCCUUGUGGAACCUGGUGUGAGCCAGUCCGAUGCAGAGAAUGCAGCACCCUCCUGCCAGGAUGAGCCUGAUGCCCCUCCCCGUCGUCGUGGGCGACCUUCUAGGCGCUUCCUAGGCAAGAAAUACCGCAAGUACUAUUACAAGUCGCCCAAACCGCUUCUGAGGCCCUUCCUGUGCCGCAUCUGCGGCUCCCGCUUCCUGUCCCAUGAGGACCUGCGCUUCCAUGUCAACUCCCAUGAGGCCGGAGACCCCCAGCUCUUCAAGUGCCUGCAGUGCAGCUACCGCUCCCGCCGCUGGUCCUCACUCAAGGAGCACAUGUUCAACCAUGUGGGCAGUAAGCCCUACAAGUGUGAUGAAUGCAGCUACACCAGUGUCUACCGGAAGGAUGUCAUUCGGCACGCAGCUGUGCACAGCCGGGACCGGAAGAAAAGACCAGAUCCGGCCCCGAAGCUGAGCUCCUUCCCCUGCCCUGUGUGUGGCCGUGUCUACCCCAUGCAGAAGAGACUCACACAGCACAUGAAGACGCAUAGCACUGAGAAACCCCACAUGUGUGACAAGUGUGGAAAGUCCUUUAAGAAGCGCUACACCUUCAAGAUGCACCUACUCACACACAUCCAGGCUGUCGCCAACCGCAGGUUCAAGUGCGAAUUCUGUGAGUUUGUCUGCGAGGACAAGAAGGCCCUGCUGAACCACCAGCUGUCCCAUGUCAGCGAUAAGCCAUUCAAAUGCAGCUUUUGCCCCUAUCGCACUUUCCGAGAGGACUUCCUGUUGUCCCAUGUGGCCGUCAAGCACACAGGGGCCAAGCCCUUUGCCUGUGAGUUCUGCCACUUCAGCACACGGCACAAGAAGAACCUACGCCUGCAUGUGCGGUGCCGACAUGCAAGCAACUUCGAGGAAUGGGGGCGGCGCCACCCGGAGGAACCCCCCUCCCGCCGUCGCCCCUUCUUCUCUCUGCAGCAGAUUGAGGAGCUGAAGCAACAGCAUAGUGCAGCCCCAGCCCUUGGACCACCCUCUAGCUCCCCCGGAGCUCCUGAGGUCCCCCCAGAGACAGCCCCUUUCCAGUCACCCGAGGCACCCCCACUGCUGUGUUCUGACACCCUGAGUGGUGCCACCAUCAUCUACCAGCAAGGAGCUGAGGAGUCAACUGCAAUGGCCACACAGACAGCCUUGGAUCUGCUGCUGAAUAUGAGCGCUCAGCGGGAGCUGGGGGGCCCGGCCCUGCAGGUGGCCGUGGUGAAGUCAGAGGAUGUGGGGUCAGAGUUAGCAUCUACUGCUGGGCAGCCCUCCCCAGCAGGUGCUGCUCCACAAGUGGUGACCCUCCACGUGGCAGAGCCCGGGGGCAGUGUGACAGCUGAGAGCCAACUAGGCCCCCCUGACCUGCAACAGAUCACCCUGGCACCCGGUCCAUUUGGUGGGACUGGCUACAGCGUCAUCACAGCCCCUCCAAUGGAGGAGGGGACAUCAGCUCCUGGCACACCUUACAGCGAGGAGCCCCCAGGGGAGGCAGCCCAGGCUGUGGUUGUGAGCGACGCCCUUAAAGAAGCUGGCACCCACUACAUCAUGGCAGCUGACGGGACCCAGUUGCACCACAUUGAGCUGACUGCAGAUGGUUCCAUCUCCUUCCCAAGUCCAGAUACCCUGGUCUCUGGAGCCAAAUGGCCCCUGCUGCAGUGUGGAGGGCUGCCCAAAGAUGGCCCUGAAGCCGAGGCCCCUUCUUCAGCCAGGACCCACCAGGUGGGAGACCCCCAGGGCUCUGCCUCCCCACCUCCUGCAGCCAACAAAGCCCUGGGCCUGGCAGUGCCUCCCUUGCUGCCAUCUGCAGCCACUGCGUCAUCAAAGAAGUUUUCCUGCAAGAUCUGUGCUGAGGCCUUCCCUGGCCGAGCUGAGAUGGAGAGUCACAAACGGGCCCACGCUGGGCCUAGUGCCUUCAAGUGCCCUGACUGCCCUUUCAGUGCCCGCCAGUGGCCUGAGGUCCGGGCCCACAUGGCACAGCACUCGAGCCUGCGGCCCCACCAGUGCAGCCAGUGCAGCUUUGCCUCCAAGAACAAGAAGGAUCUGCGGCGGCACGUGCUGACCCACACCAAUGAGAAGCCUUUCGCAUGUCACCUCUGUGGACAGCGUUUCAACCGGAAUGGGCACCUCAAGUUCCACAUCCAACGGCUGCACAGUCCUGAUGGGAGAAAAGCUGGGACUCCUGCCGUCCAGGCCCCCACCCAGACCCCCACCCAGACCAUCAUCCUGAACAGUGAUGACGACACACUGGCCACACUGCACACUGCACUCCAGUCCAGUCAUGGGGUCCUGGGCCCAGAGAGGCUACAGCAGGCACUGGGCCAGGAACACAUCAUUGUGGCCCAGGAGCAGACAGUGACCAACCAGGAGGAGGCCGCCUACAUCCAAGAGAUCACCACGGCAGAUGGCCAGACAGUGCAGCACCUGGUGACUGCUGACAAUCAGGUACAGUACAUCAUCUCCCAGGAUGGAGUCCAACAUCUGCUCCCCCAGGAAUAUGUUGUGGUCCCAGAGGGCCAUCAUAUCCAGGUACAGGAAGGCCAGAUAACACACAUCCAGUACGAACAAGGGGCCCCAUUCCUUCAGGAAUCCCAGAUCCAGUAUGUGCCUGUGUCCCCAGGCCAGCAGCUUGUCACACAGGCCCAGCUUGAGGCUGCAGCACACUCAGCCGUCACAGCGGUGGCUGAUGCUGCUAUGGCCCAAGCACAGGGCCUGUUUGGCACAGAGGAGGCAGUGCCUGAACACAUCCAACAGCUGCAACACCAGGGCAUCGAGUACGACGUCAUCACCCUGACCAAUGACUGAGACCCAAGGGGCCCAUUGCAGACUAUGGAUAUCGAGGCCAGCCUUGCUGGGGGUGGGGGUCCUAGCAGUACUCACCUCCCUGCUCCACCUAGGUCUCCAGAUAUGGGCAGCCAGAAUCCUGCCACUCCAGGGGAGCCAGACCUGGGCUGCUGGGGUAGGGGACAGCCAUGGGCCCCAGCCAGGACAUGCUGGGUGCCCCAGCCUGCAGGCAGGCUUUGGGAGAGAAAUUUAUUUUUGUUUGAAUGGACCUACUGGCCCUUCAGUCUCAAUAAAGGGACCAGAGUCCA